AUGGUUGAUCUCGUGGAGCUGUGCAGGUACUCCCCACAGAUCGUGGCCAAUGGCAAGACCAUCGUCAUCGACAAUUCUUCAGCCUUUAGGUAUAAAGAUGACAUCCCGCUCGUGGUUCCUGAGAUCAACUCGGACGCCAUGAAGGGCAAGUUGCUGAUCGCCAACCCGAAUUGCACCACCGCGAUCGCAGCCAUGGCGCUUUGGCCGCUUCACAAGCGAUUUCGCCUGCGGAAAGUCAUUGUUUCCACGUAUCAGGCAGCAAGCGGCGCAGGUGCAGCGGGCAUGACGGAGCUGGAGGAGGGCACCCGACAGGCGCUUGAGAACCAGCCGCACGUCAACGAGGUUUUUGCGCAUCCGCUGCCCUUCAAUGUGAUCCCGCACAUAGAUGCCUUUCAGAGCAACGGCUACACGAAGGAAGAGAUGAAAGUUGUCUGGGAGACCCAGAAAAUUUUCGGCGAGAAGGAUCUGUCGUGCAGCUGCACGGCCGUGCGCAUCCCAACAAAGCGUGCCCAUUCUGAAGCCAUCACCAUCGAAACUGAGGAGGAGGUGACCCCCGAGGCUGCCAUGGAGGUUUUGAAGGGCGCGCCGGGCUUGCAGGUGGUGGACAAUCCAGCUGAGAAGCAGUAUCCGAUGCCACUGACAUCGACGAAGAAGUACGAUGUAGAGGUAGGACGGAUCCGGUCUUCUUUGGUCUUUGCUCCCAAGGGCUUGGACCUCUUCGUGUCCGGUGACCAGCUCCUGCGCGGGGCUGCGCUCAAUGCAGUCUUGAUCGCGGAGGCGAAGCUGCGGGAAUCGUAG
Symbiodinium sp. CCMP2592 is the source of this 798-nucleotide messenger RNA. NCBI's taxonomy places the organism in Eukaryota, Dinophyceae, Suessiales, Symbiodiniaceae. The record is from the annotation of a GenBank genome assembly.